Panicum virgatum (switchgrass) is the source of this 1297-nucleotide messenger RNA. RefSeq names its product zinc transporter 2-like. The transcript has 4 exons. Gene Ontology annotation, cellular component: membrane. Gene Ontology annotation, molecular function: zinc ion transmembrane transporter activity. Lineage: Eukaryota; Viridiplantae; Streptophyta; Magnoliopsida; Poales; Poaceae. Gene Ontology annotation, biological process: zinc ion transmembrane transport. The coding region runs from base 48 to 1103 and encodes 351 amino acids. The record is from RefSeq and is a predicted model, not a curated record.
CCCCUUCCAUUUUCCCGUCCGGCCGGCGGCCAACACCCGCCACAACCAUGGCCCGCGCCACUACCGCCCGGCACCACCUCCUCCUCCUCCUCUGCCUCUCCAUCGCCGCGGCCACCGCGCGGGCGCACGGCGGGGGGGACGCGGAUGCGGACGGCGGCGACUCCCCGGCGCCCGACCUGCGCGCGCGCGGCCUGGUGGCGGCCAAGCUGUGGUGCCUGGCGGUGGUGUUCGCGGGCACGCUGCUGGGCGGGGUGUCCCCCUACUUCCUGCGCUGGAACGAGGCGUUCCUCGCGCUGGGCACGCAGUUCGCCGGCGGGGUCUUCCUCGGCACGGCGCUCAUGCACUUCCUCAGCGACGCCGACGAGACAUUCGGGGACCUGCUCCCGGACAGCGCCUACCCCUGGGCGUUCAUGCUCGCCUGCGCCGGCUACGUCGUCACCACGCUCGCCGACGUCGUCAUCGCCCACAUCGUCUCGCGGGGACGCGCCGCCGUUGGUUCCCGCGGCGGCGGCGGUGCAGGCCUUGAGGAGGGCAAGGUGAGCACCCCAAACGGCACCAGCUCUGAGCCACAGCAAGCUGAUGCGCACGGAUCUGAUCACUCGGUGGCAUCAAUGCUGCGCAACGCGAGCACCCUGGGAGAUAGCAUUCUGCUCAUCGCCGCCCUCUGCUUUCACUCCGUCUUCGAAGGCAUCGCCAUCGGAGUCGCUGAGACGAAGGCUGACGCGUGGAAGGCGCUGUGGACCAUCAGCCUGCACAAGAUCUUCGCGGCGAUCGCCAUGGGCAUCGCGCUGCUCCGGAUGCUCCCGAACCGGCCGCUCCUCUCCUGCUUCGCCUACGCCUUCGCGUUCGCCAUCUCGAGCCCCAUCGGCGUCGGCGUCGGCAUCGUCAUCGACGCCACCACGCAGGGCCGGGUGGCCGACUGGAUCUUCGCCGUCUCCAUGGGCCUCGCCACGGGCAUCUUCGUCUACGUCUCCAUCAACCACCUCCUCUCCAAGGGGUACAAGCCCCGGAGGCCCGUCGCCGUGGACACGCCGGUCGGCAGGUGGCUCGCCGUGGUGCUCGGCGUGGCCGUCAUCGCCGUUGUCAUGAUAUGGGACACCUGAUGUGAGAGAUAGAGAGACAUGGGAUUAUUAUGCAGAGUUUGGGGCGUUUGGUUCUUGCAGGAGGGAGUGAGGGACUUUUCUUAUAUUAUACUAGAUUUGAAGGGAAUUUGUGCCAAAUUGCUUUGGGAAAUUGUGCCAAAUCUCCAGGUAAAGAGAUCAACUUUCUCGAGGCAAGGUCGUAAGGUUUCGAUAAA